UUUUGUUCAUAUUUACAACAUGGCAUUCUUAUUGGUCGGUUAUGCAGCAGCAACAAUUGCAGCACUCUUCUGCAUUUAUCUCAGAAGAUGUUGCACGCACCCCAUCUUCACUGAAUACCCUUUUGUUGGGAUGCUACCACAAGUUCUUUGCAAUUUGUGGCGUGCCCAUGAUUAUUCAACUCAGGUUUUGAAGCAACACGGUGGCACUGGUGAGUUCACUGGGCCAUGGUUCACCAGUAUGAACUACAUGCUCACCUGCGAUCCCUUCAACGUGCAUCACAUGUUGAGCAGAAAUUUUCACAACUACGUCAAGGGACCCGAGUUUCGUGAGAUUUUUCAGGCUUUCGGAGAUGGCAUUUUCACUGCUGAUGCAGAAGCUUGGAAAUAUGACAGAGAUCUCUUCCAUUCCUUGUUCAAGCAUAAAAGCUUCGAGGUGUUUCUGGAGAAAACCAUUCAGAAGAAGGUGAAGAAUAGCUUGCUUCCUUUGUUGAAUCAUCACGCGCAAGGGAGGGUGGUGGUGGAUCUUCAAGAUGUCUUCAAUCGCUUCACUUUUGAUAACAUAUGUUCUACUGUUCUUGGUCGUGACCCUGAAUGCCUUUCCAUUGAUUUCCCAGAAGUUGCAAUCGAGAAGGCUUUUAACCAAGCGGAAGAGUGCAUAUUCUACAGGCACAUAGUGCCAAAGUUUGUUUGGAAGAUGCAGCAAUGGCUUCAGAUUGGUCAAGAGAAGAAGAUGACAGAAGCAUGUAAAACGCUUGAUGAGUUCAUAUAUUCAUGCAUAGCGUCCAAGAGAGAAGAUCUAAGAAGGUACGAGGAAAAUGAAAAUGAAGAAACUUAUGUUGACUUGUUAACAAGUUUGAUGAGAGAAGGUAAGGAACAACAUGAAGAUAUAUUUCUAAGAGAUGCUGUGUUCAAUCUGUUUGUGGCUGGGAGAGAUACCUUAACUUCAGCUCUCACCUGGUUCUUCUGGCUUGUUGCUACAAACCCUUUGGUGGAAGAGAAGAUUCUUGAAGAGAUUAAUCAAAACUUUGGAAGUAAUGAAGAAAAUGCAGUUUUGAGUGCAGAGGAGGUGAAGAAACUGGUUUAUCUGCAUGGUGCUAUAUGUGAAACAUUGAGGCUGUUUCCACCUAUACCCUUCGAACGCAAACAAGCACUAAAAUCUGAUGUACUUCCAAGUGGUCAUUGUGUGAAUCCCAGAACAAAGAUAUUACUAUUUCUGUAUGCAAUGGGAAGAGUAGAAGAAAUAUGGGGAAAAGAUUGCAUGGAGUUGAAGCCAGAGAGAUGGAUCUCAGAGAAAGGAGGUAAUGUUUAUGUACCAUCUUACAAAUUCAUUGCUUUCAAUGCAGGACCAAGGUCUUGCUUGGGGAAAGACUUGUCCUUUAUCCAGUUGAAGAUGGUGGCAGCAGCUAUUUUGCGGCGUUACCAUGUUGAAGUGGUGGAGGGUUAUGUUGCAACUCCUAGCCUCUCGAUUGUUCUUCUCAUGAAGGAUGGUUUGAAGGUAAAUAUAAGGAAAAGAAAGUUUUAGUUUGACUUGCGAAAUUUGGACAUCAAACUUAGUAAAAAGUGUGUCUUGUCUGUUGUGUGAUGUUGUUCUGUAAUGUGUUGUGUCUGUAUCAUUAGAGCAUUUCGUUUCAGAGAAUAAGAAAAGGAAAUAAUCGUUUGCUUUUUCAAUGACUUUACAA
This is a messenger RNA of Vigna unguiculata (cowpea), 1679 nucleotides long. RefSeq names its product alkane hydroxylase MAH1-like. Gene Ontology annotation, molecular function: oxidoreductase activity, acting on paired donors, with incorporation or reduction of molecular oxygen; heme binding; iron ion binding. The record is from RefSeq and is a predicted model, not a curated record. Lineage: Eukaryota; Viridiplantae; Streptophyta; Magnoliopsida; Fabales; Fabaceae.